AUGAGUGUAAAUAUUGCUUUAAAUUGGAAUAGCCUUACGACACGAUUGCCAAGAGCUGGAGAAACUAUCCUUGGACAUAAAUUUUUCAUUGGUUUUGGUGGGAAAGGAGCCAACCAGUGUGUCCAGUCUGCUCGACUUGGGGCCACGACCUCGCUGAUCUGCAAGGUUGGAAAGGAUUCCUUUGGCAAUGACUAUGUUGAAAAUUUGAAGAAGAAUGGCAUUUCUACAGCAUUUGUAGGUCAGACUACAGAUGCCGCUACUGGAACUGCUUCAAUAAUUGUCAACAGUGAAGGACAGAAUGUUAUUGUCAUAGUCCCAGGAGCCAACCUGCUUUUAAAUUCUGAAGACCUGAAGAGGGCUUCUGAUGUCAUCUGUAAAGCCAAAGUGGUUCUUUGCCAGCUAGAAAUAACCCCUGCUGUUUCUCUUGAAGCUCUGAAAAUGGCACGUGCCAGCGGAGUAAAGACUUUAUUUAAUCCAGCUCCAGCCCUUGCUGACCUAGAUCCACAAUUUUAUACCCAUUCUGACAUCUUCUGCUGCAAUGAAACUGAGGCAGAAAUUUUAACGGGCAUCCCAGUUGGCAACCUUGAAGAUGCUGAAAAGGUGGGACACAUGCUGUUAGGAAGAGGGUGUAAGCUCGUAAUUGUUACUCUUGGAGCAGAAGGCUGCGUGAUGAUAUCAGUAGAAGAACCCAUUCCAAAACACGUUCCUGCUGGGAAGGUCAGGGCUGUGGACACUACGGGAGCUGGAGACAGUUUUGUGGGAGCACUGGCCUUCUACCUGGCUUACUAUCCCAAGUUACCCAUGGAGGAAAUGAUCAGGAAGUCUAACUGUGUCGCAUCAGUGAGCGUCCAGGCAUCAGGGACACAAUCUUCAUAUCCUUACAGGAAGGACUUGCCUCAGGACCUUUUCUAA
Molecule: messenger RNA, 912 nt
Organism: Opisthocomus hoazin
Lineage: Eukaryota; Metazoa; Chordata; Aves; Opisthocomiformes; Opisthocomidae
Source: RefSeq, a predicted model, not a curated record